Messenger RNA from Jaculus jaculus (lesser Egyptian jerboa), 1797 nucleotides. RefSeq names its product CTD nuclear envelope phosphatase 1 regulatory subunit 1 (gene Cnep1r1). Gene Ontology annotation, cellular component: cytoplasm; Nem1-Spo7 phosphatase complex. Lineage: Eukaryota; Metazoa; Chordata; Mammalia; Rodentia; Dipodidae. The record is from RefSeq and is a predicted model, not a curated record. The transcript has 6 exons. Bases 118 to 498 code for a protein of 126 amino acids.
GUUUCCACGCACCAUUGUUUGAAUUUUUUUUUUUUUUUAAAGUAAGACUAGUCAGUUUUCAGAAAUUUGACUUAAGAAAAAAAGCUCGCUGUUUUCUGUCACGAGCUUAAAGUUGUCAUGGUCAACAAGCAACGCAGCGACACAUAUCUCAAGGCUUUCGAGAGGAGACUGACUGAAUAUAUUCAUUGCUUGCAACCUGCCACUGGGCGGUGGAGAAUGCUUCUUAUAGUGGUAUCUGUCUGUACAGCUACUGGUGCCUGGAACUGGCUAAUAGAUCCUGAGACACAAAAGGUGUCCUUCUUCACGUCAUUGUGGAAUCAUCCAUUUUUCACUAUUAGCUGUAUCACGCUAAUAGGCUUGUUCUUUGCUGGAAUCCACAAGAGAGUAGUUGCACCAUCAAUUAUAGCUGCUCGAUGUCGAACGGUAUUAGCAGAAUACAAUAUGUCUUGUGAUGAUACAGGAAAACUAAUUUUGAAACCUAGGCCUCAUGUUCAAUGACAGUCGGCACUCACUAUUAGAGGACCUAAAACCAUUUCCUUCAAAUAAGUGACACAACAAAAAAGCCAUAAAGGGUUCUUUUGGAGUUAGAUAUGUGAAGGUUCUAACAACUGACGAGAAGUGUGCAAUAUUUCCCCAGAUGAUCUCGGUGAUGAUGACUGAGUGCUCAGCGCUCCGGAACCUUGGAUUGCCCUGUUCAGUAUUAGUGUCACUUUAGGACUUCAGCUCUGCAGCGGUCUUUGCAGAUGAAGUAUGUUGUAUAUUACUAAGUCAAACUUAGAAACCAAACCUCAUCCAGUUUUUAUAAUGUAUUUUUGCAAACUACUGUAAAUAGCAAAUCAAUGCCAAUGUUAAACCAAGAGGAAAAUGUGUGGACUUUGUUUUCCUGCACCAGUAUUUCUGGAACAUCUGCUUGGCAUCCACAGCUCCUUAAAACUGGCUAUGAUGUGUGCCUUUCAUCAUUAACUCCUCUUUUCAUUGUACUGCAGGAAAAUAUGAAAUCCCACUUAGACUGAGCAAAACUCAUCUCCAUUAUGUUGAAGAAAUUAUAGAUGUUUUGACAAGCAAGUUUUUGUUGCACCAGAUACUGAAUUCCAGCAACUAUUGUGGUAAUUUUCAGUUCACUGCCUUCAUUUAACACUAAAUUACUUUAUAUGUUUUUAUAGAAUUUUUAAAACACCCCAAAGUCUUCUGAAUGUACAAGUUUAAAUUAUGUAUUAUCUGGGAAUUUGACAGUCAUUGUGUAGGUAAUUGGAUCUUAUGCUGUGGUAGACAUGCUGUUACGCUAGUACUGCCCUGGUGUGACUGAUGGUCCCACUCUAGAACCAGUAACGCGGGAGCCGUGCCACAAACUAGAGCCUGCAGUUCUCACUGUUAGAGAGUGUUCUGUUAGAGUGUUCAUGACAUACUGUGUAUGCAGAACAGCCACGUGUACUAUAAUAACCCUAAAAAUUAAAACUAUUGGGAUCGCUGUAAAUAUUUUAAAGUACUGGAGGUGCCUUUAACCUGUUUAUUAGAUUUUGAAAAGGUUUAAAUUAUUUCAUGAGAAAUCUUUUAAAUUUCAUUUGACAUAAAGCUGAAAUUUCGAUAAUAGGACAAACUCUUUUUUAAUAAACCUACAGUUAUUCAUCUUGGCUUUCACAUGUAUAGACUUGUGUUCUUUGACCUGCAGCAAUAAAGCCCUCUCUGCUCCUAAGAAGUCUUCAGAGGGCAUUCUAUAUAUUCUGCUUUGUUUUGUUUCCUGUAAAUUUUGUAGGUAAAUAUGUGCAUAAAAAUAAAUACUUUAUAUAUAACUAGUAA